UAGAAAUAAUGAUUUUUAUUUCAUCAUUUUUUAUUUUUUGUUCAUUUUAUUUCAAUUCAUCAUAAAUGUCAAAGUGUGAAUUUUUGAAGUAACAUUUUUGUUUUAUAGUUUUUGGAAUAUAUACAAAUUUAGUGAAAAAUGUUACCGCCAAGUCAAACUCAAAAGUGUGCUAUGGUGCAGUUGUAUUGUUCGGAGCAAAUUGCUAUUCCAGAAACUUUUCCAAAUAUACUAAAAACCUACGCUAAAGCUGCCAUUCGCACACAACCAUACGAUUUACUCAGAUGGUCGGCUGACUAUUUUCGUUGCUUGGCAAAUAACGCACCACCUCCGGCAAAAAUCCGUUUAGAACGAGCUUGCCGACAAGGUAGCAUAACAAAAGGAUACUUAAAGGUGCUCGUCGCUCAGGUCGGAAAAGGAUUCUUCAUUAGCCGUUGCUUACUGCAGGAACGUUGGAAGGCCCUUUGCCUGGACGAGGAUGAUCUGCUUAAGUACUUAUCACUUUGCCGGAUGUUGAAUUGGCCUCAAGUUCACUGGCUGAAGGUGCUUGCCGUAAUGAUUGGAUCCUUGAACGAGUCGCCAAACGACACCAUGGUGAUGCUGUGCGAACUAUUGACUGAUGACAUGGAUGGUGGUCUGGCAAGGAUACCAUAUUGGAUGUUCAAGAUCUGUUACACCUUUGUGGCAAAGCUGGAGUGUUCACAGGAGCAAUGUUUCGUUAAUGGUCAAUUGGUGCUACCUUGGGGGGAUUUGGAGGAGGCGACACCAAUGCAAAGACUGCCACGAGUCCUGUCCGCUUCAUUAUUAAAGGACACUAUUAUCACAUCCUGCAAGGCGAAAUUUGAUAAGUCUUACUACAAAGGGGUUCCUUGUCCUGUAGAUAGUUCAUCUGAUACUACCACCAUGGACUUUAUGAUAAACUCCAAUUUAGGUGACGCAAAAGAACUUUUUGACAAAUGUGAAGAUUUUGACACAAUAAUGUUGCUUCUUCAAGAUGCUCAAACCAAACCACUUACCGAAGAGGAUUUCAAAGGUCCACAUUAUAUUUCUGAAAAACAAUUGGAAAAAGCUCACAAAAAAGAAGAAAAAUUGCAUACCUUGCGUCAACAACAAGCUGAAAAUUCAGCAAAUAAUGCAAAUGAAGUAAUACAACAAGAAGCUUUUCAAAUGCUACACGAAGUUGGUCCACCAUGGACAUGGUUGCAUCAGUUCACCGAAAAAGGUCAAAACACAGCCAGUUACAAUUUCAUUGAUCAAGAAUCUAUUAAAUCUUUUAUAACUGGAGAUUGUACUUCGUCCGUUGAAAGUUUUGAUCUAAUCAAAGAGGAACCCAAAGAAAUAGACGAGAAAUCUUCAAGCUCAUCUUGCAAGCAAGUUGGAUUAGAAUUAGAAAAUAAAUCCAGCAUCGAGAGCUUAAAAUCUCUUAUCGAAGAAGCAGAAAAACAACAUAAAUGUGAUACUGACAAAACUUCAAGUGUUAUCUCUUUUCUCAAAUCAGAUGAACAAACUAUUCUUCAAUUAACUGGAGAACCUUUCGAACCUCGCUUGAAUUUGCCAGAAGUAAUAAGUAUUCUUGAGAGAGCUGAAGCUAAUGGUUUAGUAUUCUCUAGCCUCGAACAAAUCAUAGAUCACAUCAGAAAGUCAUAUUUGGGUAAUGUUGCUGACUUUCCAACAAUAACAACCAAACCAGAAAAACAUCCUCCAUCGUGUCAGAUUGAUGAUAUUUCCUUGCUACCAAGUAAUGAAGGAUCAAUUUCCAUUCCAUCAGAAUGGAAAGAAACAAUACCAAAACAAGUUAACAAACCUCCCCCAACAAUUGACCCAACUCAACCAUCAGAAUCAAAACUUGACGAAGGACAUACUGCUUCAACUCAAAAGGACGAAAUUACAAAAGUCUUUGAAAAUACCGUGGGAAUACCACCCGAACAAGUAGCCAAGAUGCCAAAGUUCUGUUUCGAAACAAAAGAUGAAGAUGAAUUGGUUCUGGGAUUGGUCCCAGUGGCAAAACCUUUGGAAAAAGUCGAACUAGAAGAAGAUAUGGGAUCAGUUCUUUCGCGUAGCUCAGCGGACGGAAUUCAUGUAUCAGGAAGUGAAGGUGGCUAUCGUCAGGAUGAUGAAGAUAUAUUAAAAGAUGAAUCAGAAGUAUCCCCUAAAGAGAAGGCCUUAGUUGGUGACAGGGAUUAUUUUUGCUGUAUGACCGCUCCCACACUAAAACCACCAACUUACGAGCCACCACAACAAUACCAUUGUACAAUAAAAGCAAUGCCCGGAAUUGGAGCCACUGUGUCACAGAAAACCAUCGAUGACUUUCUGGCAUUCUUAAGAGUUCGCUCACGUAGCCAGAGAGGAUUAAUCAACCCGAGAAAUUUCAAGGAAGAAAGAUGUCCCGCUAUGGUGGACACAACACUGCACUUAUCCAAUUAGGUUAUUGGUGUUGUGAAGUCGUGACUCGUAGUAUGUCUCGACUUCGACGACACAAGCCGCCCCUAAAUGUCAGUACCCAGUCCGUCCAAACUAACUAACACGAGUAAAAGAGAUUGCUUGCAUUAGCACCACGCCAGCCAUCACAUCACCAAACCUUAAUCUGUCGCAAUUAAUUUAUGUUUUAUGUAUAUGUGUGACAUAAUUCGCUUUGGAAUAAACAACAUGUUAUUAAUUAAA
This is a messenger RNA of Episyrphus balteatus (marmalade hoverfly), 2658 nucleotides long. RefSeq lists its product as uncharacterized. The record is from RefSeq and is a predicted model, not a curated record. Bases 139 to 2421 code for a protein of 760 amino acids. The transcript has 9 exons. NCBI's taxonomy places the organism in Eukaryota, Metazoa, Arthropoda, Insecta, Diptera, Syrphidae.